UUAUGGAUAAAGAAAAUGGCGAGCAAAGCAAAUCUUUUUCUUUUAAGUUUUCAAGGACUAAACAAGCCUUACCAGUUUUAAAAUCCGACGAGAAAUUCUGCGAUUUCUCGAAAGAAGAUGAUCCUUCUAUUGAGCUUGUCUAUGCUGCUGAAGGGAGCGCUUUGAAAAGUUCCAAAGAAAAGCAUGACAAGGAGCUGGUAAUUCCAUGUCGAAAAACAACUGAUAGUCUUUUGGAUAAAUUAAAAAUAAACAAUGAAAAUACUCUAGAAAAUCAAGCUGCAAAAGAAAUAAUACAAGAAUUGACUAGUGCAACACAAGAGACUAACACCACUGGAAAUAACUUUUCUAUUCCAUUAACUUCAAACCAAGAUGACAGCGCCGGAAAUGCAGUCAAUUUGGAAGAUGAGAGCACUUUGGAAGACUAUGAUACUGUACCAGUCUCAGAGUUUGGUGCUGCAAUGCUUCGAGGAAUGGGUUGGAAGAAGGGACAAGCUAUUGGUGGAACAAACAAAGGGUUAACUGUACCAAUAGAGUUUAUUCCUCGGUCACAAGGACUUGGACUAGGGGCAGAACGAAUUUCUAAUGAUAAUGAGAAGAAACGGCGUAGAAAACCAGGGGAUAAGGACUCAUCUGAGAAAUUUAGUCCAAUUCUUAAAGAAGAUGGUAAAGUUCAACAUUAUCGUGGUUUAGAUGACAAACCAUCCAAUAGAAAGGUUGCAGCAAAAAAAAUUUCAAAGGGAGCAUACAUUGUCAUUGAAAAUGGUGUCUUUAAAGAAAUGAGUGGCAAGAUUAUCUCAAAUGAUGAUGUUAGUGGAAGAAUUGAUGUCAUUUUGGCUAUAAAUGACAAGAAAGUAACAAUCAAUCAUGGUGAUGUGAGACUGGUAACUAGAGAUGAAUAUCUGCAGUUUUCAAAAGGUAAUUUAGUAAAGUCGAAUAAAAGUUCCAAAAGACUUCCUCAAGAAUUGAAUUCUGAUAAACAGGCGAAAAAACAGAAAACUCAGUCCAGAAAUGAUGACAAUGAAAAAGACAAAAUAAUUUAUAAACGUUCUAGAGAGAAAUGUUGGAUGGUUCCUCUUCUACGGGUUCGUAUUAUUGAUAAGACGUACAAAAAUGGGAGAUAUUACCAUCAAAAGGUUGUUAUAGAAGAUGUUAUCAGUCAAACAAAAUGUAUAUGUAGAACUAGCGAAGGGAAACUACUUGAUGAUGUGUUUCAAAGUAGCCUGGAGACUGUCAUUCCAAAAGUUGAGCCACGGUAUAUUUUGUUUGUUCAAGGACAACUAAAAGGCCAGAUUGGGGAAAUAGUGGAAUUAGAAUCAACCAGACAAAAAGCUGUCGUCCAAAUUUUACUUAGCAAAAAAAUUGUUCGCUCCCAUUAUGAUGAUAUAUGCGAGUACACUGGAGAUGUUAGCCAUGAAUGAAAGUCUACUGUAAUAAAAAUAUCCUUGUCAUAAAGCAACGCCUCACCAUCUAUCUACUCAUGGUUGGUGAAAACAUUCUUUAGACUCACAUCCCACUAAAUAGACUGACUGUCAGUCUCAUAAACAGAAUAUGCAACAUAGAUAUGGUAUUUUUAUCAUUCUCAUACACCCUUAUUAAUCAAUGUAGACCAAAAUUUCCCCCUCGUUUUCCCUGGAGUCCCCUCGCCCUUUCCCCAAUCGUGAGCAAGAACCUGGAAACGAAAGUAAAUCUUUCAAUCUCUUUCAUUAUUGUUACAUGAAGUAUGUCAAUGUAAAUAUAACUUUUGUUCAACAUGUUUGUUGGCUCAAUGCA
Xenia sp. Carnegie-2017 is the source of this 1770-nucleotide messenger RNA. RefSeq names its product G-patch domain and KOW motifs-containing protein-like. Gene Ontology annotation, molecular function: nucleic acid binding. The transcript has 13 exons. Gene Ontology annotation, cellular component: spliceosomal complex. Gene Ontology annotation, biological process: mRNA splicing, via spliceosome. NCBI's taxonomy places the organism in Eukaryota, Metazoa, Cnidaria, Anthozoa, Malacalcyonacea, Xeniidae. The coding region runs from base 3 to 1418 and encodes 471 amino acids. The record is from RefSeq and is a predicted model, not a curated record.